UAUUCUGAAUCAGACAGCGAAUGCACUGGAGUACUGAUGUUUACCAUGCGCCCGAAUAUCAAUAUGGUAAUCUUCGCCGAUUACCAAAAACAAGCCAUUUAUGGAUAUUGUCAGUAAGUAUGUGCAGAUCCAGUAUAGCGUCUUUUUCACUCCACAAGGAUCAAGAUCAAAUGAAUACUUAUGGUAAAAAAGAUAGGGAAAUUCUUGAUUAUUCAACGUCGGAUCGAAUCAUGUCCAAUGGCCAUUGGAAUUUUAUCUAUCCUUCUAUUUUUCAAGAUAAUUCAGAUUUGUUGGCGAAAAAGCGAAGAAAUAGGUUCGUCAUUCCAUUACAAUAUCAUCAAGAACAAGAGAAAGAACUAAUAUCCUGUUUUGGGAUUUCGAUUGAAAUCCCCCUUAUGGGUGUUUUACGUAGAAAUACUAUUUUUGCUUAUUUUGACGAUCCCCGAUACAGAAAAGAUAAAAAGGGUUCAGGAAUUGUUAAAUUUAGAUAUAGGACCCUAGAAGAAGAAUAUAGGACUCGAGCGGAAGACUCAGAAGAGGAAUAUGAGACCCUAGAAGACGAAUACAGGACCCGAGAGGACGAAUAUGAAUAUGAAACCCUAGAAGAAUCUAAAUAUGGAAUCCUAGAAGACGAAUACGAAUAUGAAACCCUAGAAGACGAAUAUGGGAGCCCAGAAAACGAAUAUGGGAACCCAGAGAACGAAUAUAGGACUUUAGAGAAAGACUCAGAAGAGGAAUAUGGGAGCCCAGAGAGCAAAUAUAGGACCCAAGAGGACGAAUAUGGAACUCUAGAGGAAGACUCAGAAGACGAAUAUGGCAGCCCCGGGGAAAGCGCAGAGGAAAAAUAUGGUACUUUAGAGGAAGACUCAGAAGAAGAUUCAGAGGACGAAUACGAGAGCCCAGAGGAAGAUUCCAUCUUAAAAAAAGAGGGUUUGAUUGAGCAUCGAGGAACAAAAGAAUUUAGUCUAAAAUACCAAAAAGAAGUAGAUCGGUUUUUUUUCAUUCUUCAAGAACUUCAUAUCUUGCCGAGAUCUUCAUCCCUAAAGAUACUUGACAAUAGUAUUAUUGGAGUGGAUACACAACUCACAAAAAAUACAAGAAGUCUACUAGGCGGACUGGUCCGAGUGAAGAGAAAAAAAAAGCCAUACGGAACUCAAAAUAUUUUCCGGAGAUAUUCAUUUUCCUGAAGAGGCGGAUAAGAUAUUAGGUGGCUGUUUGAUACUGCCAGAAAGACAAAAAAAGA
Molecule: messenger RNA, 1243 nt
Organism: Triticum urartu
Lineage: Eukaryota; Viridiplantae; Streptophyta; Magnoliopsida; Poales; Poaceae
Source: RefSeq, a predicted model, not a curated record